Lutzomyia longipalpis is the source of this 1299-nucleotide messenger RNA. It is a transcript of the gene aurA, whose product is annotated as aurora kinase C. The transcript has a single exon. Lineage: Eukaryota; Metazoa; Arthropoda; Insecta; Diptera; Psychodidae. Gene Ontology annotation, cellular component: spindle midzone; chromosome passenger complex; spindle pole centrosome. The record is from RefSeq and is a predicted model, not a curated record. Gene Ontology annotation, molecular function: ATP binding; protein kinase activity. Gene Ontology annotation, biological process: regulation of cytokinesis; protein phosphorylation; mitotic spindle organization. Bases 131 to 1246 code for a protein of 371 amino acids.
CAUAUCCCGCAAAUCAAUGUCGGUUAAAAUUGAAAACAAAAUUGCAUUUUCCUGCUUAUUGUGUGUUUUUUGCUAUUUUCCCUGCAUUUUGUGCACAAAUUUCACUUGAGAGAUUCGACGGAAACUGAAAAUGAAUAGGAAACCCUUGGUGAGUGGCAAGGAGAACACCCUCAAUGCUGGAAAUGCCCUCGCAAAUCCCAGCCAAGCCAAACAUGGUGCAACGGAAAAGCACCCCCAAGUCCCAACGAUUGUGAUUUCCUCAAGUGGAGAGGCUACUGGUGGGCAGAAAGAGCCAUCUGGGAAUACAGGUGCGGGAUGGAGUGCAAAGACUGAGCCACAGACGUCAUCCGGAUCAUCUGCGAGCGAUAAAAUGGAAAAGACUGAUCGCCGUGAUAUCGAAUCCAAAGCCUCGACGAAUGGAUCUGUGGGGACUGAGAAGCCCAAGACGGUGUGGUCGCUGAGUAAUUUUGACAUUGGGCGCCUUCUGGGACGUGGGAAAUUCGGGAAUGUUUACAUUGCGCGGGAGAAGGAGACAAAGUACGUGGUUGCCCUGAAGGUGUUGUUCAAGAAGCAAAUUCAGGAUUCAGGUGUGGAGCAUCAAGUUCGUCGUGAGAUUGAGAUUCAAUCCCACCUGAGGCAUAGCAAUAUUCUACGGAUGUAUGGCUACUUUCACGAUGAUGCUCGCAUCUACUUGAUCCUGGAAUAUGCACCGAAGGGGACACUCUUUGCUGCUCAGAAGGCACAACCCAAUAAACGCUUCGAUGAGCCCCAGACAGCUGUCUACAUCAAAUCCCUCGCAUCAGCUCUCAUCUACCUUCACGAGAAGAAUGUCAUUCAUCGCGAUAUAAAGCCCGAGAAUCUCCUGCUUGGCUACAAAGGGGAACUCAAGAUUGCUGACUUUGGGUGGUCAGUGCACGAGAUGAAUUCCAUGAGGACCACACUGUGUGGCACACUGGAUUACCUACCGCCGGAAAUGAUUCAGGGAAAGCCGCAUACAAAGACAGUGGAUCUGUGGAAUCUCGGAGUGCUCUGCUAUGAACUCCUCUGCGGGGAAGCUCCCUUUAUGGCGGAAGGGUAUGCAGAUACAUACAGAAAAAUCUCUCGUCUCGACUACAAAGUCCCACCGUAUGUCUCCAAGCCGGCUGCUCACUUAAUGUCCCAACUACUCGUUCUCAAUCCCGAUGGAAGGCUCCCCUUGGCCCAAGUGAUGACUCAUCCCUGGAUUGAGCUUCAUACUGUCCAAUAGUUGUGAGAGAUUCUUUUUGUACAACAGUAAUUAUAUACAAUUUUUCUUUUUUA